AUGGGCGGAAGUGCGUUUGAGCCCAAGGAUGAUACUUCUGGGUAUCGCGGGUGGGGUACCACAUCUGCAGGCCGGAAAGCAUCGACCAACCUUUCAAGCAGCGCUGGGGUCGGGCUAGCCAUGUCUGAGGCUGGAAGCGCGCCUGGAUAUCACCAUGCCACUACUCCAAGUGACGGAACUAUUCAGUACUCCGAGGGCCAGGGUACUUUAGGGGAGACUGAACCGAUCGGUGUCCUUGGUGCUGCUCCAGCAGCCGCGACAAACACCCGGAACGUCGAUAUCCAUCGUGGUCCAUCAAACGCCUCAUCUGCAUACUCUGCAGCCAACCGAUCGGAGGCCUCGGACGAAAGCCAUAUGUCCACUACACACCCUGCCGGUGGCUUCUACGAUGAUAAUCCAUAUUAUAGCGAUAUUCAACCGCAGUAUGGGGCUUAUGGUGACGGUCCGUAUGGCGGUGCCCCUCCCGUCAUUCGAGAUGUUCAAGCACGGCGUAACACCCGCAUUGAAAACCCCGCUGUGUUUCCCCGCCAAGGAAAUGCCGGUAUUGCCCAGAAUUUCUAG
Aspergillus uvarum CBS 121591 is the source of this 561-nucleotide messenger RNA. RefSeq lists its product as uncharacterized. NCBI's taxonomy places the organism in Eukaryota, Fungi, Ascomycota, Eurotiomycetes, Eurotiales, Aspergillaceae. The transcript has a single exon. The record is from RefSeq and is a predicted model, not a curated record. Bases 1 to 561 code for a protein of 186 amino acids.